Molecule: messenger RNA, 1821 nt
Organism: Trichoderma citrinoviride
Lineage: Eukaryota; Fungi; Ascomycota; Sordariomycetes; Hypocreales; Hypocreaceae
Exons: 7
Coding region: 28-1746 (572 amino acids)
Biological process (GO): regulation of transcription by RNA polymerase II
Molecular function (GO): DNA-binding transcription factor activity, RNA polymerase II-specific; zinc ion binding
Source: RefSeq, a predicted model, not a curated record
CACUCGUUCGUUACAGUUCCAAUUACAAUGGCUGGCCCUGGCGGUGGUCCUCCUCGUCGCAGUCACACCAAGUCUCGCAAAGGCUGUGAUACGUGCAAGCGUCGUCACAUCCGCUGCGAUGAGAGCUUCCCUCAAUGCCGCAACUGCACCAAGCACAAGAUCCGCUGCCCGUACAACGACGUGCAGGUUCCUGACGCAGGUCGCUCCGCCACGCCGGACAAGCCCGAUCUCAUGUGGACGCCCCAGAUCGAGGCUGCUAUCGGCGAGUGGCAGAGGACCGGCAUGUUCCCCUUCCCGUCGCUGCGCAUCUACCCAGCUCCCUCGCCGCACCAGUACUCCCUCGAGGACCUUCGGUUGAUCUACCACGUCGCCUCCCUGCACUAUCAGCUGAUGACCCAGGAGGCCAACAACUUCACCUUGUGGACGCGCUACAUCCCGACCCUGCUCAAGAUCGGCGCGGAGUAUCCCUUUGUGAUGCACGCCCUGCUGGCCUUCUCUGCUAUGCACAUUGCCUUCUUGACCGAUUGCCCUCUGGUCGGCUCCAUGGCCUUUGAGCACCGGGGCAGGGCCUUCAACGGCUUGCACGAAGCCUUGAACUCCUUCUCUCGCGCUACGUCCGACGCCAUCCUUGCGGCAUCUCUUGUGCUGUCGUGGCAGGCGACCAGCUGGCGCGACUGGACCAAACUCAUGCAGGGAACUACGACGGUGAUCGAAGCAAUGGAUGCAUGGAAGCAUGAGUCUGAGUUCACGGACUUCAUCGCUGAGAGCAGCACGUUCCCGACGGCUCCUCCCUCCCCGGACCCUGAACGCCGGGCCUAUCACCCCCAGAAGGACGACCUUGAGGCGUACCAGCGCACCCUGGACCAGGUCAUGAAGGUGGAGGCUCACCUGAAGCACUUCAAGGAGGAGGCAUGCCUCAUGCAGAUCCAGCACUUGAUCGGCUUCCUCAAGGGCGUCCGCAAGAUCAGCCCGACGCUUCCCAUUGCCCAGCAGUUUGAGCGUCUCCAGCUCCUGAGGACCUGGCUCUUCUGGGUGCCGGUUAGCUUCAUCCAGAACUACCAGUGCUCCCCGGCCUCCCUGGUUGCCAUUGCCCACCUCUACACGGCGGCGCUGCUCAUGGAGCGGCUCUUCCCCGAGAUUGGCGCGGCCUACUUUGGCAGCUUGUCCAUGGCCCCUAUUGAGGAGAUUGCCCGGCGGCUCAUGUCCAUGAACCUGGCGAGCAGCGUCAAGGGCUCGUACCAGACGCCGCUCACGCUCAUGGAAUACCCCCUCGACACCGUCAGGGAGUUCCGGUCGCGCAUGGGCUGGAUGAGCCCGCAGAGGACGCCUUCGUUCCCUACGUUCCAUCCUCCCAACUUCCCCAUUAUGCGCGAGGAGGUGCCAAUGGUCCCUGCGUCGGAGUCUUACACGCCUUACGGGAACCCUGCCUUCAGCUACAGCGCCGAGAGCAUGCCAAUGCUCAACAGCCCUACCCCGGCAGGCCCUCACGAGUCGCUCAGCCCGCUGGCCAUUUCGUCUCCGUAUCUGAGCCAGCCCUACCUGAACGUGCCGUCUCCGUCGUAUGGAAUCUCCUACAGCCCGGCGUCAUCGACCUUUGAGGCGUCCCUCGCGUACAGCGAUCCGGAGGAGUACGGUGGGUAUGACAUGCGAGGCUUCCAGUCCAGCCACUCGCCCAUAUUCGAGGAUGCGCAAGGCAGCGGCUACCCCGUCGGGUUCGUUCUUCCCCAGCAGUCCGUGUGGAUCUAGAUCCCUCUAGAUGGACCCCUAACACACUCGACUCUCCAACCCCGGCUCGAGGAAGCACAAUCGGAUUGACCGUUG